AUGCCACCAUCCCUUCGGAAAGCAUGCCACUCCUGCACAAUCGCAAAGCGCCGUUGCGUGCCUCAACUCCCACAAUGCACCAGAUGUGCCGAGAAAGGACUGCGCUGCACCUACGACUUGGAACCUGUGACGAAUCUUGAGACAGGUAGCUCUUGUCCACCGCAAACGAUCGCGCAAAGCCCUUGGGAGCCACUAUCUCCGAUCAUCUUCGAUUCCGUCGCUUCGGCCCACGAAGCCGCCGUGCAUUCCUUCACCUCCGACAGACAAGAGAUGCUCCCUGUGAUGGCAAACCAGGAGACGCUCAUGAUGGUUGUCGAGCGUUACCUGAGAUUUAUCCCCUUGCUCACGUUUCAGCAAAGGACCACUCCCUACAUCCACAGCCAGCUGCUGUUGGCCAGUAAGCGGACUUCUGCAAGCGUGGUUCUCCUAGAUAUCGAUGGCUCUGAGGCCACACCAGGUACCAAUGCUGCCUUUUUGAAAAGAAUGCAACAGCAUCUACUUUCUCUCAAAGUCGAACAGCUGACAUUCACUGAGUUCCUGCCCGCAUUUCACACGCUGGCUGCUGUCCUGCUCUCCUUCGUUCUGAACUUAGACCGACUACCGCCUAUCCUACUUGAUCUCUGGGCAACAUGGACAAACCAUUUCCACACGACACUUCCGCGAACGCUCAGUAGCGACUUGUCGGCAUGGCAAGCCUGGUGUACUGCUGAGAGCGCGCGCAGAACCUUUCUAUAUAUCCUUCUUCUUGAGGGAAUAGUGGAAACAAGCCAGAAGGGAUACUGCCACUACCGCCCUAUGGUGGAGUCUCUACCCCUCGAUGUAAGGACAGGUCUCUGGGAGGCAGAAACGGAAGAAGAGUGGCAAGCUGCUGUGGCUAUCCAUGGCGGCGUAGAGUCAGAAUUGAUUUCAUGGGCCGAGUUCAUUGGAAGUGGCGGCCCAGAGCCUCGUCAAUGUUAUGACGGGAUGCUCCAGCGGAUGCUUCUUAUGAUUCACUUUGGUAAGGCCGCUGCUGACCUCCAGUAG
Messenger RNA from Fonsecaea pedrosoi CBS 271.37, 1023 nucleotides. RefSeq lists its product as uncharacterized. The transcript has a single exon. The coding region runs from base 1 to 1023 and encodes 340 amino acids. The record is from RefSeq and is a predicted model, not a curated record. Gene Ontology annotation, biological process: regulation of DNA-templated transcription. Lineage: Eukaryota; Fungi; Ascomycota; Eurotiomycetes; Chaetothyriales; Herpotrichiellaceae. Gene Ontology annotation, molecular function: DNA-binding transcription factor activity, RNA polymerase II-specific; zinc ion binding.